AUGAUGAAGGCCCCAGCUGUCCUGGCUGUGAUCAUCAACAUGAUCUUCGCUCUGCCCUACCUGCGACACAGCAAAGCCGACGAGCUCGAUCACUUGGAGCUGUUCGCUGGCGAUAUGUCUGUGACUCGCGGUGAGCUCCAGGAGCUGGUUUGA
Durusdinium trenchii is the source of this 153-nucleotide messenger RNA. NCBI's taxonomy places the organism in Eukaryota, Dinophyceae, Suessiales, Symbiodiniaceae. The record is from the annotation of a GenBank genome assembly.